Cuscuta europaea is the source of this 1389-nucleotide messenger RNA. The record is from the annotation of a GenBank genome assembly. Lineage: Eukaryota; Viridiplantae; Streptophyta; Magnoliopsida; Solanales; Convolvulaceae.
CUCGAAAUGGCGCCUCCUAACGUUGUUUUUUCCUCUGUUUUUUGUAUUAUUAUGUUCAUAUUGCUGACGGCUGCCAGUGGUAAAAACCACCAUUUGCCACCCAAAAAUUUUAAUGUCUUGGACUAUGGUGCCGUUGCUGAUGGAGAGUCAGAAAAUAGCCCGGCGUUUUUGAGGGCAUGGGAGGAAGGUUGUGGAUACCCAGGAAAGAGUAGGGUUAUUGUCCCAAAAGGGACAUUCAAGAUUUGGUCAACGACAUUCGUGGGGCCAUGUAAGGGACCCAUCACGUUUGUGAUCAAAGGAAUUCUCAAAGCUCCGACGCAUCCGUCGGAGUUCCAGUCGGACACGUGGCUAGGGUUCCGAUAUGUGGAUCGGCUGUCGGUGAAAGGUGGUGGCUAUUUGGAAGGGCAAGGCCACGCCGCUUGGUCCUAUAAUGACUGCUCUACGAAUCCCAACUGCUCUCCUCUUCCAGUCUCUUUAAGGUUUGACUUCGUGACCAACUCAAGAAUUAACCACUUGAGAUCAAUAAAUAGCAAGAACACCCACAUCUCCUUGUUCGCCUGCGACAAAAUACGCAUCUCCCGCGUGAGGAUAACGGCACCGGAGAACAGCCCAAACACCGACGGAAUCCGGAUCGGAGAGUCGACGGACGUCAAGAUAACCGAGUCCGUCAUCCAAACCGGCGACGACUGCGUCUCCAUCAUCACCGGAAGUCAAAACAUCCUCGUCCAGGAUGUGACGUGCGGUCCCGGCCACGGCAUUAGCAUCGGCAGCCUCGGAAAAUCCCGGGGAGACUUUGUUUCCGACGUUAAAGUCACGAAUUGCACUUUCAUCGGCACCCAGAAUGGUGUGAGGAUCAAAACAUGGGCGACUGACUCUCUUUCCAGCUCUGUUUCCAACAUAUUUUUUGGGUACAUUGCCAUGCAAAAUGUCAACAAUCCUAUUGUCAUUGACCAAAUAUACUGCCCCAACAUGCUCCCUGCUUGCGCCACUUUGGGAAAAUCUUUGUCAAAAGUACAAAUAGAAGACGUGACAUUUUACAACAUUUGGGGAACAUCGGCUUCAAAGGCGGCAAUAGCGUUGAAAUGCAGCGCAAUAGUGCCAUGUCGGAAUAUCAUUCUCAAUAAAAUCAAUUUGCGUUACCAUGGCCGAGGUGGACCUGCCAUUGCAGACUGUUCAAAUGUGGAGGGAAGAUCUUAUGGAACCCAACUCCCCAAUGGUUGUUUUUAGAUCCACCGUUUGAGAGAUGGAGUAUCGUCCUUUUUAGAUCUAACUGUUUGAUCUGUUCUGGGGUUGCACAUGAAUGAAAUGUCAUCUUUUUUAGACCCACGAUCUUAACAUUAUUUCUUGAUCAUUUCAAGGGAUGCUUAUACCGUACCCGGCUACACAGUG